Morchella importuna is the source of this 2154-nucleotide messenger RNA. RefSeq lists its product as uncharacterized. The record is from RefSeq and is a predicted model, not a curated record. Gene Ontology annotation, molecular function: transmembrane transporter activity. Bases 1 to 2154 code for a protein of 717 amino acids. NCBI's taxonomy places the organism in Eukaryota, Fungi, Ascomycota, Pezizomycetes, Pezizales, Morchellaceae. The transcript has 5 exons. Gene Ontology annotation, cellular component: plasma membrane. Gene Ontology annotation, biological process: transmembrane transport.
AUGUUUUCCGAAUAUGCUUCCCGAUUCCUGGCGCAGUCCCAGACUCGGAUGAGUGCUAUACGUGAGGGGCGCCUAAACAAUCCACACAACACCGCGCCGCUAUUCCACUCGGCUGCCGACUUUAUGCCCCCGGACGAGGAGCACGAGCAGGAGGUGCAGGACUUCUAUGCCUUGAAGAGCAGCCGACGGCAUUUCGGGGCGUAUGCAUCCUCGAACGCGACAGUCCAGGAGGAAGACGACGAGGAAGAUGGCGACUAUUCUGGUGGGAGCACGCAGGAGCUACGGCAGAGCGGGGGGAAGGGGAAGUCGAGGUUGUCGGUCUUGGGAAACACAAACACCAUCAGGAGCUCGUGGAGAGCGUCAAAGUCCGCUGGGUCCUCGGCGGUGAGGUCGACGUCGAGAACAAGCUCUGUGGGGAGCGACGGGACGGAAAAAGGUGAGAAGGGAAAGGGGAGAAUGGUAGAUAUUGGCCUGGAUGAUAGCGUGCGGCUGGGAAUGAUGCCGGAGGGGAUCGACCAUUCGGAUAUGGUAGAAUCGGCUGUUCAAAGGCCGUUCGGUGGUUAUGAAAGACGGCAUCUGUUGGAGGAUGAAGACGAUGACGAUGGUGCGGAUCGGCCUCCAAGGGAUAUCUGCAUUCAGAUGCCGUCGGACGAUGAUGAGGAGGAACCUGCGUUCCAGCAGUUCCGAAGACCGCCGCCGCCAAAGUCUAACUUGCCAGAUAAAAAGUCGGAGACUACAUUCAUGCCGCGACUGUCGUCGCCUACGCAGCCGCGCGGGCCCCAUAUGAGCAUUAUUCCGCAACAAGUGGCGUAUCCACCUCUAGAACCUCCGUCACAUGAUGCGAUAUGGGGAACUUUAUAUAUGGUGCUGAUGACUUGCUUAUUUACCACGUCUUUCGUGGUGUGGCUACACACUGAAAAAUUGAAUUUGGGUGGUCUCGAUACAGUAUAUCGCACGAUACAGUCCUCAAUCCAUCUUCUCACAGUGGACACACUUCUUGCAAUCGGGGUUUCGUUAGUGUGGAUGUACCUUCUCCGGGCAUUUGUAAAACCGCUGCUCUUCCUCAUACUGGGGGCAGUGCCCAUAAUUCUGGUGGCCUUGAGCAUGUACCCACUCAUCAUGUCGUAUCGCGGGAAAUGGGAAGGUGACGCCCCGCAAGAUAAAGCAAUGAGAUGGGGCAGUAUCUUUCCCGCAGUCAUGGCCGCAUUCUGGGUCUUUUUUGCGUGGAGGGGGAAGAAUGCGCUCGGCCGCGCUAUAGGAAUUAUCCAGCUUGCUUGUAAAAUCCUUGGAGAGAAUGCAGCCCUGGUGCUUUUGAGCUUUGGGACCCUGGGUGCCAUUUGUGUGUUUACUUGGGUGUGGGUGGCCAUGUUUACGAGAAUGUUUUGGAUGGGGAACUACAUUGUAGGAGGUGUUCCGUUGUGGCAUUUGGAUACCAAGAUGAUGAUGCUCGCUACAUACUACAUCAUGAUGUAUUUGUGGACUUUGGGGAUCUGUUCAAAUAUCCAGAGGGCAACUUCUGCCGCAACAGUUUCCCAAUGGUAUUUCCACAGACACCAGAUUCCGAAAGCUUCGUCCAAGGAUAUCAUGCAGGCCGCGUUUACACACUCCACCACCACUCUGUUUGGCACAAUCUGCUUCUCCUCCCUCGUCGCACUUCUGGUCCGCGUUCCGUUGAUGGUGGCCCCCAGACGCAUCGCAGCCUUCAUCCACAUGUUCUGCUACAGCUUCAUCACCUCGCCCGUGGCAUCACUCACCAACCCGCUGACACUGACAUACGCCGCGAUCCACUCACAGCCGCUGAUCGCGUCGUCCCGCGCCGUCGCCGGCAUGCGGUUCAUUGACACGGCGGGAUACGGGACCGGGAAGCACCCGCGCACGGCCUACAAGUUCAGCAAGAUGCUGCUGACGGCCACCCGCGGCAUCACGGCGCUGAGUAUGGGCAUUGGCGCAUGGGUCACGACCGCGAGGGACAUCAAUGGCGGGAGCGCGUACGGGUAUAUUGUGGGCUUGAUUGCGGGCGCUAUUGGGUGGGCGGUGCUGGGUGCGACGGAGGGCUGCUUGAGUAAUAUUGUGGAUGCGUGCUUGGUGUGUGUGGGCUCCGAGGGGCCGAAUGGGGGGCAUUGUAGGGAGGCGCAGAUGGUGUUUGGGGGCUAG